AUGUCUUGGGUGAAAGACCUCAACAUUAUCUACGAAGCCCUGAACGCAGAGAAUACGAUCUCAGAAGGAGAUGUCAUCACUGGUGCGGUUCUCUUCAACUCCACGAGUGAGAUAAAAGUGAAGAGCAUUUCUGUGAAAGUGAAAGGCGAGGCGCGAGUCAGGUGGACAAGCAAGAAGGGCAAAGAAUCGGUCACUCACAAGGCAAAUCACAGAUAUUUCAAAGUCAAACAGUAUCUCAUCGCGCAGCAAAGCAAAGCCACAGUACUUCCCACUGGCUCACAUCGCUUAAAUUUUACUGUCCAAAUCCCAGAAGGGGACUUCCCAUCCUCCUUUCAUGGAGACUACGGAAACAUUGUUUACACAUUGGAAGCCAAAGUUUCAAGGAGUUGGCUUUGGCCAUCGAGGAUGAAAACCCAACUGAAUUUCGUGUCCAAGUCUUACGCACUACGUGGAGGAAUGAGGUGUCUGCAGAGCGGUACUGUUGAUCAAAAGGCAGGGAUCUUCUCCAAAGGUCGGGUCAACAUGAGUGCGACGGCCGACAAAAAAUGUUCUCCAGGUGAAACACUUUCUGUCGUUGCCAACAUCAACAACACGUCUUCCAAAAAAGUAACCCCGAAGUUUAACUUACGACAGGUGACUGACUACAAAGCUCAGGGCCGCGCUUUAACCGUCAUCAAAAUUCUCGGUAGUGGUGCCGGAAACCCAAUCACAUCGGGCACUGAAGGAAGUGUCAUGUGUCAAGUCCAAAUUCCAGAAAAUGCCUUGUGUUCUAUCUACAACUGCUCAGUCAUCUCGGUUCAGUACACCAUGCAGGUAUGCUUGGACAUCAAAUUUUCGUUCGACCCAACCGUGAUUUUACCCUUGGACAUUUUGCCUGCAAAGUUCCUCUGCCAACGGGUUGACAGCGACUUCGGUCUGUACCCAGCCGCACCUCCAGGAGGCCACCUUCAGUUCCCCAGCACCAGUUUCUCCACUUGCCCCGCACCCUACCCAGGCUGUUCUGGAGCGUAUGGUUACCCACCACCAAUGAGUCAAUGCCCACCACCAUACAGUUUCCCAAGCGACCCCCGGGCCCCGUCUGCUCCAUACCCAGCUGAACAGGGAAGUGGACGCCCAGGACUUUAUGUCCUUGAAUAAUGAAGACAACAGUGUUGAGGGGUGUCAAACGGAUACAGUAGCUUCACCAGUCAUGUGCCAGUUGAAACAAGCAGCACCAGACUGACGCUGAGAAGGUGUCCUCUUGAUAGGCUGGAACAAAAUCUUGCACCCACUGUGGCCCUCUGAGGACCACAGCAGUCCUUCUCAAAUAGUCAGGAACAUGCUUUUUUGCCGUACUACAAUGAAGUGUAAUGCUUAGUUAUUCUUUAUUGUAAGUUGAUCUGUAUCACUCCUUUUUUCUUUUCUUUAAUGUUAAUAAGGAUACAAUGUUAUGCAGAGGUGUGCUUUACUUUUAUAGACAAAUGAUACUUUCAUGGCGUGAAACGUUUACUUCUUCCUGCUGAGGGCGCAACAGAAAAAGAUUGAGAAGCACUGCCUUAGAGGUUGAAUAUAGAAUGAUUGAAUGUAGAUAAUGGUGUAAUAUUGUCAGAAUGUUCUCCAUAUUGUUACAGCGUAACCUUGCAGGAAAAUCUUUCAAUGUAUAAUAGUGAAAGGUCAACAGAAAUUGUCUUCCCUGCUUAUCACUGAUAUACAUGUAUAUACUGUUCAGUCUUUCUGAUAGGUUUUAUGACAUUUAAAAGUGUAAACAAAUGCUGUUGCAUUGUGUGUGCAACCCUCCUACAGGGGGCAGCGUGGGUAGAGAGUCGGCUGGUUCGCAGUCUCCUGCCGUGCAGACUUAGUUUAUUCCAGAUCUAGUUGUCAUGGGUCAACAGCGAAGAAGUCAAAGUACUGACACAUUAAAUAGAGACUGGACCGAGGGCGUCUCAAAUCCUCUACACCAUUCAAUACACAAUAUCACACAAACACAUGACCAUAUUUAGUAUAGCAGGCUGUUCAAUUACUGGAAGUGUUAAGUGCUUUCUCUGAAUUCAGGACGUACUUGGAAACUUGGCUGAAGACUGUUUAUGCAAAAGAAAAUGUUAUCAUGAUACGGAUCAAGUCCAGCAUGAGACAUCCUGGGGACCGGCCACCCACUGAUCGAGACAUGUGAACUCCGUCAGUCAAAUAACUGAUUACAACUCUUCCAUAAUUCUCCAACUGAAAACGUAUUCCUCUGACUUAUGAAACAGAAGCCUUCUGAGCUACAUUUGUGUAACUUUCUUCUUUUUGGGCUGCGACCUGUCCGAGCUACGCAGGGUGAUGCCAGAGGACAGACACCUUUUAACAUAUCAA
Molecule: messenger RNA, 2331 nt
Organism: Synchiropus splendidus (mandarinfish)
Lineage: Eukaryota; Metazoa; Chordata; Actinopteri; Syngnathiformes; Callionymidae
Product: arrestin domain-containing protein 3-like
Exons: 6
Coding region: 1-1137 (378 amino acids)
Biological process (GO): protein transport
Cellular component (GO): cytoplasm; plasma membrane
Source: RefSeq, a predicted model, not a curated record